Amphibalanus amphitrite is the source of this 1770-nucleotide messenger RNA. Its product is annotated as trichohyalin-like. The record is from RefSeq and is a predicted model, not a curated record. NCBI's taxonomy places the organism in Eukaryota, Metazoa, Arthropoda, Thecostraca, Balanomorpha, Balanidae. The coding region runs from base 1 to 1770 and encodes 589 amino acids. The transcript is spliced from 8 exons.
AUGGCGCACGCCGCGCGGGUUCAGUCUCGUCGCCACUACUCGUCGCAUGGUGACCGCGACGGAGAGAUCGAAGACGAGGAGCAGCACUGCGAUGAGGAGGAGCAGCCAUCAGAGGGUCCGGCUCGCCCACACGGGCAGAGGUGGCAGCUGAUUGAACAGCAACAUCAGCAGCGGUGGAAGGAGCUGGAACUACAACAUCAGCAGCUAUGGCAGGAGCUGGAGAACCCAGGAAACGAAGAAAGAGUGAGGAUGGACAAGGAGCAUGAAGAGGAGCGUCGACAUCUGGAGCAGAAACACGGCCAGGAGUGGCAGAACUUGGACGAACGUCACUAUGAGGAGCGCAUUGAGCUUCAUCAGCAGCACAAAGAGGACACUGGAUGCCUGAACAUGCCGACUGAGGACCAGUUAAGGCAGCUGGACCUCUCCCACCAGAAGCAAUGCGAAAAACUCCGGCGGACACUGCGGAAACAGAGGCUAGAGCUAGAGCUCAGACACCUGAGAGAGUCACAAGAGCUGGAGGAGAGGCUCCCGAGCGUCCGGUUGGAGGAGUUGGAUCGGCUGCUGGAGGAGUGCAGGAGGGGACGUCAGCAGCUGGGGGAGGAGUUAAAGGAGCAGCUUCAGGAGCAGGAACACGAUGAUCAGCAGCGUGUCACCAGGAGCCUGCUGGCGCGUCACCAGGAGGAGCGUGAACAGCUCCUUCGGAAGCACGAGGAAGACACCAGAUGCUUGAACAUGGAGAUCGAUCAGCAGCCACGAGCCAGGCUUCUGCGGCGGUUCCUGAAAUGGAGAGGACAAAGGAAGCUGAACAAGAGGCACCGAAAACAGUCGAAACAACUUGAUCGCUCCCACCAGCAGCAGUGGGGAAAUCUCCAGCAGGCAUUGCGGCAGCAGUGCCAAGAGCUGGAGGAAAGGCAUCCAAACACAGGCUCUGAAGAGGAGAAGAAUCGGCCCCCGGAGGAAUGGAGCAGGAGACGUCAGCAGCUGCAGGAUGAGCUGCAGAAGGAGCUGGAGCAGCUUCAGGAGCAGCAGUGCCCUGAGGAAGACUCGCCGCAGGGUGACCGCGCCGGAGAGAUCGAAGACGAGGAGCAGCACUGCGAUGAGGAGGAGCGACCAUCAGAUGGUCCUCCUCGCCCAAGCCAAGGGCGAUGUCAUGAGCUGGAACCGCGAGGGGCCGCACACAGUCGCAGCGAUCUGAACAAGAAACACACAGAGGAGCGUCGGCAGCAGGAGCAGGAGCACAACCAUCACCUGCAGAGCCUGCUGGCGCGUCACCAGAAGGAGCGUGAGCAGCUCCUUCGGCAGCACGAGGAGGCCUCUCGAGGUGUGAACGUGCCGGCCGAGAGACAGUCGCUGGUACUCAGAGCUCCGGCCGAGAGACAGUCGCUGGUCCACUACCACCAUCACCGCCACCAGCACCACCGGCUCUGGGAUCAAGUCCUCCACCAGCACCACCGGCUCCGGGAUCAAGUCCUCCACCAGCAUCCACCAGCCAUCACCAGCACCAGCACCAGCACCAGCACCACCUGCUCCGGAAUCACCACCACCAGCCUCCAUCCCCUGCCAGCUUUGGCAGCACCACCACCAGCACCGCCGGCCUCAGGACCAAGCCCACCACCAGCGGGCGUUGACGGAGGCGGGUGUGCGGCUCUGGCGCAGCUGAGCCGUCGACCGCCGGAGCCAAUCCGGCAGUCCGGCAUUUCAGCUGCCGCACACUCGCCCGUCACAGGAUCAGAGGCCUCCCGAGACAGCUUCCCGUUUCCGACCGGCUGA